Messenger RNA from Anolis carolinensis (green anole), 5926 nucleotides. RefSeq names its product calcium voltage-gated channel auxiliary subunit alpha2delta 1 (gene cacna2d1). The transcript has 41 exons. Gene Ontology annotation, molecular function: voltage-gated calcium channel activity. NCBI's taxonomy places the organism in Eukaryota, Metazoa, Chordata, Lepidosauria, Squamata, Anolidae. The record is from RefSeq and is a predicted model, not a curated record. The coding region runs from base 411 to 3752 and encodes 1113 amino acids. Gene Ontology annotation, cellular component: L-type voltage-gated calcium channel complex.
AGGGCCAACCCAAGCGCUCCCUCCCCUCCUUUCGGGAACCAACCCGGCCGCGCGCGCGCACACACUCCCUCACGAGCUCGGUUACAAAAGUCGCCCGGAUGGCGGCGCCCCGGCAGCCGGCGUAGCUGGGUCUCCCCUCGCUGCUCUCCUUCCUCCCUUCUCCACCCAUCCCUUUCCCUCCCCGUCUCCUCCCCUCCUUCCAUAAAGCUGCCUGUGGCUCGCCGUGGGAAGAGAGAGAGAGAGACUGAGAGGGAGAAAGGAGCAAGCGGCGGGAGGAGGCUGUGCUCGACCUCUGGUCUCCUCACAUCGCCUCUCUUCCUUCUUUAAACUUUCCUCCUCUUGACCGGCCUCGCCGUCCCCCUCCUGCCUUUCCUCCCGCCUCCCUUUGGCACUUGUGGGAAACCGGGAAGAUGGCUCCUGGCCUUGGCUGGGGGCUCUUCCUCGCCUUCGGCCUGACCCUCGGACAGAUCUGGGUCGCCAGCCCCGUCUCGGCGGAAGGGCCUUUCCCGUCGGCUACCACGGAAAUGACAAAGGAGAGGAUAAAGCGGUGGGUGGAUAAGAUGCAAGAAGACCUAGUGAGGCUGGUGAGAACAGCGAGUGGGGUGGAUGAACUUGCUAAAAUAUAUCAGGAAAAGAGAGACUUAUACACCAUAGAAGCCAAUAAUGCACAGCAGCUGGUGGAAAGUGCAGCCCGUGAUAUUGAAAAACUCCUUAGUAACAGAUCAACAGCUCUGGUGCGUCUCGCUGAAGCAGCAGAAAGAUUUCAGAAAGAACAUCAGUGGCAGGAUGAAUUUGCGGCUAAUGAUAUUGUUUACUACAAUGCAAAGGAUGAGCUCAAUGAGUAUGGAAGAAAUGAGAGUGAUCUUGGCAUGCAGAGAAUCAAACCAGUAUUUGAAGAGGAUCCUGUUUUUGGCCGGCAAACAUCCUACCAGCAUGCUGCAGUCCACAUACCAACGGAUAUAUAUGAUGGCUCUACAAUAGUAUUGAAUGAAUUGAACUGGACAGGUGCCUUAGAUGAAGUUUUCAAAAAGAAUAGAGAGGAGGAUCAAUCCUUACUUUGGCAAGUUUUUGGCAGUGCAACUGGCCUGGCAAGAUAUUACCCAGCAUCCCCAUGGGUGGACAAAAGUCGUACUCAGAACAAGAUUGACCUUUAUGAUGUCCGUAGAAGACCAUGGUAUAUCCAAGGGGCUGCAUCUCCCAAAGACAUGCUCAUUCUAGUUGAUGCGAGUGGCAGUGUUAGUGGACUGACACUGAAGUUAAUCCGAACAUCUGUCAUUGAAAUGUUAGAGACCUUGUCCGAUGAUGAUUUUGUGAAUGUAGUUUCGUUCAAUGAAAAUGCUCAGAAUGUCAGUUGUUUCAACCAUCUUGUACAAGCGAAUGUAAGAAACAAGAAGAAGUUAAAAGAAGCUGUUUACAAAAUCCAAGCAAAAGGAAUCACUGAUUACAAAAAAGGCUUUAGUUAUGCCUUUGAACAGCUGCUAAAUCACAAUCACAGUGUCUUCAGAGCCAACUGCAACAAGAUUAUAAUGUUAUUCACUGAUGGUGGAGAAGAAAAAGCACAAGAGAUCUUUGAUAAAUACAACGUGGAAAAAAAAGUCCGUGUAUUUACAUUUUCUGUAGGUCAGCACAAUUACGACAAGGGACCCAUACAAUGGAUGGCCUGUGCAAAUAAAGGUUACUAUUAUGAAAUUCCUUCCAUUGGUGCCAUAAGAAUAAACACACAGGAAUACUUGGAUGUUUUAGGGAGACCCAUGGUUUUGGCUGGGAAAAAAGCCAAACAAGUCCAGUGGACCAAUGUUUACUUGGAUGCACUGGAACUUGGUUUAGUCAUUUCCGGAACUUUGCCUGUCUUCAAUUUGACAGUAGACCAAAACAACAGACAGAACCAACUCAUACUUGGAGUAAUGGGAGUUGAUGUGUCACUAGAAGAAAUAAAAAAGCUGACCCCACGAUUUACAUUAUGUCCGAAUGGUUAUUAUUUUGCAAUUGACCCCAAUGGUUACGUGUUGCUUCAUCCAAAUCUUCAACCAAAGCACAUUGGUGUGGGCAUUCCCAAAAUUAGAAAGAGGAGACCCUACGUCCAGAAUCCCAAAUCGCAGGAGCCAGUGACACUGGAUUUUCUGGAUGCAGAGCUAGAAAAUGAUAUUAAAGUUGAGAUUCGGAAAAAAAUGAUAGAUGGAGAAAGCGGGUAUCGGACAUUUAGAACACUGGUGAAAUCUCAGGAUGAGCGCUACAUUGACAAAGGAAACAGAACAUACACAUGGACGGCUGUAAACGGUACUGAUUACAGCUUGGCCUUGGUAUUACCAUCCUACAGCUUUUACUAUAUUAAAGCCAACCUAAAUGAAGCACUACUUCAGGCUAGAUUUACUGAAACUCUGAAGCUAGAUCGCUUUGAUGAAUUUGGAUAUACAUUUUUAGCACCAAGAGAAUAUUGUGGUCCUGUGAAAUUAACUGACAACAACACAGCAUUUCUUCUGAAUUUCAGUGAAUAUAUUGAUAGGUAUACACCACAAAGUACUUUGUGCAAUGAUAUGGUUAUGAGAGCUUUGCUGGAUGCAGGAUUUACAAGUGAACUUGUUCAGAAUUACUGGAGUAAGCAGGACCCUGAGGGAAUUACAGCACGUUUUGUAGUUACUGAUGGAGGAAUCACAAGAGUGUAUCCUAAAAGUGCAGGUGAAUAUUGGACAGAAAAUGCUGAAACAUAUGAACAGAGUUUCUACAAAAGAAGCUUGGAUAAUGAAAACUAUGUCUUCACAGCUCCCUUCUAUAACAGAAGCAUAUAUGAAGACGGUAUUAUGGUAAGCAAGGCUGUGCAAAUAGAUAUCAAUGGAAAACUUCUAAAGCCUGCAGUUGUCGGAGUGAAAAUAAAUGUAUCCACCUGGAUGGACAAUUUCACCAAGAUCACUACAAAGAAUCAAAUUCAGUGCAAAAGUGAACUGUGUGGAUGUGAAAAAAAUAGUGUGCAUGUUGACUGUGUAAUCCUUGAUGACGGGGGAUUUCUUUUGAUGUCAAAUCAGGAUGAUUAUAUUCCAGAGAUUGGAAAAUUCUUUGGUGAGAUUGAUCCAGGCCUGAUGCGCAAUCUCAUUAAUAUGUCCUUAUAUGCCUUCAACAAGUCUUAUGAUUAUCAGUCUCAGUGUGAUCCAGAAGAAGAGCCAAGGCAAGGAGCUGGACUCCGCUCUGUAACAGUGCCUACAAUAGCAGAGAUUUUACACCUGGGGUGGUGGGCUUCUGCAGCUGCAUGGUCUAUAUUGCAGCAGCUCUUUUUGGGCCUGACAUUUCCACGUCUUCUUGGUGCAGUGGAAGUAGAAGAUGAAGACCUGAGUGCCAGCCCAUCAAAACAGAGCUGCAUAACUGUACAAACACAGUAUUUCUUUGGAAAUGACGAUAAGUCAUUUAAUGGUAUCUUAGACUGUAUAAACUGCUCCAGACUUUUUCAUGCAGAGAAAAUUUCCAAUACAAAUUUAGUAUUCAUAAUGAGUGACAGCAAAGAUAUGUGCUCUCAUUGCGAUGCCAGGCCACUGAUGCAAGCUGAAAAGCCAGAUGAAGGACCUAACCCCUGUGAAAUGGUGAAACAACCCAGAUAUAGGAAAGGACCAGAUGUCUGCUUUGAUAAUGAUGCUAAAGAUCAGCCUAUAUGCACAACGAGUCGUGCCUCUGCCAUGAUGUCCGCUCCUCUCUUCAUUUUUCUGCAAGUUUUCAUGUGGUGUGGAUGGAAGAUUCAACAGACUGUGGUGGGGUCUCUGGCCUGAGCCCAUCACUAUGGUCUAUGGUAGGAAUCCAGUUUAUCCUGCUCUGGCUGUUAUCCGGCAGUAGACAUUGUCAGUUAUGACCCUGUUGAAACCAAAACCUGCGUAACAAAGAAGCCUACCAUUUCAUUUGGAAAAAAGGGGGGUCAUUCUCUUCAGACAACAGAUAAAUGGCAGUGUCCAUAAAGUGAUAUCCUUUUUUGGAAUAACUCUGAAGGCACCCACCGUGGCUGCAUGUUGGCGUGUCAGAUCCGUAGAUGUGUGUGAAUGCUGCAUCAUCUAGGCCAUUGGAACUGAGUUCUAUUUGUGCUUCAUUGAGGAAUUUUGUGCUUUUGAAGACUUUUAUGUGAAAAGGGCUCCCCUUUAAAAGAUUACACAAUUUCUAUUUAUUUGAUCUUAAUUUUGAAUGUGUUCCAUUCUUUAUUCUUUACAUGUAAUGGUUUUUUUAAGGGUGGCGGAAAUCCUAUCAUUUCCUUAGCCCUCUUAUUGAGAGUACUGGUAUUUCAUGCUUCCUUUCAAUCUUAUAUCUGUGUUUCUUAGAUAUCCUUUCAAUCUUAGUUAUGUCUAGAUCACAGACUUCAGUUUCUAAAAGAAUAAUUUCAUUCUGGCUAGCCCAGGGGUUUCCUAGUGUGUGGGGUUGGUUGGGCACAUUCAGAAUUUUGCGGAAGUAUUAUUGACCUCAUCACAAAAUGGUUGUCAUGCGUGGCCAGCUACAAAGCUAUUCAUUUCAAAGAAGGGUGAAUGAACUUAAAAACAAAUACUUCUGGUUGUAAUGGUGGUAUGUCUGAGAACCAAAAAAGUAGAGCAUAUCUGCAAACUCAUUCAUUGGAAGGUUACCCCAAAUAGUGUUUCCUUAAACACCCUCUAAGCUCAUAAACAACCAGGCCUCCUUUUUCUUUCACCCUCAAUUUCAAAUUUAACAGGCAUGAGGGUCCAAGUGCUAUGGAGCCAAGUGCUACCCUCCAACUGUCAUCUGCAUUUUCUGCAAAUGCCUGUGUAUCUAUGUGGAGCCCAGAGGGGCAUUCUGGAGAAGUGAUGAUGGAGACUGGUGCUUAGCUUUGCAAGACAUGGAAGCUGCCAGGUUUCAAAAAGCUUUAAAACUAAGGGAGACUUCAGGGUGCUCUGUGGGCACCAAGAGACCUUGCAAGUUUUUGCAUUGGGGUCUCCAGGGCUAGCCAGCUACAGAGAUUCUCUGAAACAUUAAAUGCCUUAUCCUGAGUGAUCGUUUUUCUCCUCUCUGCAAAUUACGACAAAUGGGCAAACAGCUAAGUUUGAGUAGGUUCGUGAUAUUUUUGUGUGUGUUAAUUUUUAUAUUGCAAUGAGAAAAAGAAAAAGAGAAACAGCAUAAUUUAUCAAUGGAAAGUUUGUUGAGAAAGUCAUGCUUCAGCAGGAAAAAUUGUGUUCAUCCCAAUCUUGGUAUCUGUUCUCUACUGCACAAUUGUCAAUGUCCAUGUCAUGGUCUCUGUCCUCAGAACAGUUCCUUAUCACUAGCCAAGUUGUCCAAAAUGUUCAAACACAAAGUUUGUGAGUAAAAAAAAAUGUCUUUGUGAAUAUUGAACAUUGGUUGCCAAGGGUAUUUUGCAUGAUGAUGAAGUUGCUGCUUUGCUGUCUCUUUCAGUUUGGUUAUUUUCUCCCUUUUCCUUAAGACGGUAGAUUAUAGUUUAUUUCAAAGGUAACUGAGUGAUUGUUUUGUUGUGUGAGAAACCAAAUAUUGCAAUGUGAUGCCAUUUUAAUCUUAAGUGAUAUACUGUUAAAACAGAUAUCUGAAUAUACUGUGCUAUGUAAAAGCUGAAAAGGAAUACGGUACAUUUAGUUGUCUGCACAAAUGAGAAGAUAUGGAUUUUAUGCCAGUGAAAAGAAAUGCCAGAAAUGGUGUCUACAGAUAUUUUAAGUAAAUGAAAUCAAAUUAUAGCCAUUUCUUUUUGAAGAGUAUAUAUGCUCAAAUUUGUACCUCAUGGAUUUUGUUGCUGUUGUUUCUUUCCAUAACAAUUAGUUACUAUAUAAUUAUAAAACAUCUGACCCCUCUAUUUUUUUAGUAAAAAAAAUAGCAAGCUGGAAAACCCAGAAUUUACUGAAAUGAUAUCAAAACCUGAAGAAAUGGGGAGCCUUGAAUCUAUAUGUAUGUACAGUGAUACUUGACUGUGAAUAAUAAUAAAAACAUGUUUUAUAUAAACCUA